This is a messenger RNA of Micromonas pusilla CCMP1545, 806 nucleotides long. RefSeq lists its product as uncharacterized. NCBI's taxonomy places the organism in Eukaryota, Viridiplantae, Chlorophyta, Mamiellophyceae, Mamiellales, Mamiellaceae. The transcript has 2 exons. The record is from RefSeq and is a predicted model, not a curated record. The coding region runs from base 309 to 683 and encodes 124 amino acids.
CUCCUCCUCGACCAAAUUCAAACCCCAAUGCGACCACCAGCUUCGGGAGCGAGCACGCGUCCGUCAAGGUGGACGUCGUGGACGCGAAGACCGCCGUCGUGCGCGUCGUCGCGCCCGACAGACCCGGCUUGUGCGCCGACGUCGUCGCGGCGCUCACCGACGCCAAAUUUCUCGUCGCCGCCGCGGAGGUCAAAACCGCCGACGAGUCGGCCGACGACAAGUUCACGAUCAAGCUCAGCGACGACUUCGGGCACGACUUCGCGGACGACGUGUGCUUCGUCGACGGCGACGGCGGCGUCUGCGGUACGAUGAUCGAGAAGGUCGAGCGUCUGGUGAUGGAGGCGGCGAUCGAGCAGUGGUCGUAUUCGACGCCGAAGGAGGCUUCCUACGUCAACUCGAAAGACCGCGUCGUGGAGCCCUCCGUGUGCGUGACCGUCGUGGACAGCUCGCUGACCAAGUCCGGGAAGUGCGCGGUCGUCGCGCUGAGAUGCACGGAUCGAAAGGGGCUGCUGGUUUCGAUCUUGAAAGCGUUGAACGCGUUGGACGCGCACGUCGUGAGCGCUUCGGUGGAGACGACGGGGGAGGGCGUCGCGGAGAAUCGGUUCGUGGUGACGCUGCCGGAGGGGCUCGGCGGCGGCGGCGUUCAAGCCGCGGUGAUGAAGGUGUUGACCGGGACGUCGUGAGUUUGAACGCGAAUUUGAACGCGAACGUGAACGUGACGGAACGGUGGCGCGCGAUCAUUGAACGAGUCUGUAAAAUAUCCACGACGAGCGGCGAAUGAUUGAUUAUUACGGCGAAUGAUUGAU